Molecule: messenger RNA, 2059 nt
Organism: Spirometra erinaceieuropaei
Lineage: Eukaryota; Metazoa; Platyhelminthes; Cestoda; Diphyllobothriidea; Diphyllobothriidae
Source: the annotation of a GenBank genome assembly
AUGCGCCUAGCGCAAUGUGGGAAUUCGGAAUUUGGAUUUCACUCCGUCGGGCUCCAUCUCUCGCUGUCCAUCAGGUUCGUGACAGUUAGGCGAACAUGUAUUUAGACCUUAUUUUCUAGGACUUACUGUCACAUUUCUAGCGAAAUAAAGCAAGGACGAUAUUGCUGUCGGUGUACUUUAGCUGUAGUUAGUUUUUUUCUUCCUGGAGCACGAAUCCGCGCUAAGAAAAGUGAGAGAAACUAGGGUUUAUCGACAGAGACUUUCGGGCAGUCACUUGUAUGGGCUUCGUUCUCCACCACUAUGCUGAUAUUGAUGUUUGCCAUUUUGCUGACUUGUAUCCACGCUAAGGCCGCGCUUAGUACCGGAGCGAUUGAUGUCACGACUGAGUGCAAGACCUCGGUGACCUCGACCUGAGGGACGAACGUGUUCCCCUGAAGUUGUGAUAUGUCCCGUCAACAGGCAAUAUUUCCGUACUCCCUAUUAUCUUUCCUUACCGGUCUCUUCGGCUCUGUAAGAUUCGUAGGUUAUGCACCAAACUUGGUAUCCGACGCUUGGGCCGCAAUCUACCUCGAAAUUUCCUUAAGUCAGUGGAAUAGGCCAUUGCCCUUUGGUUGCCGGCGACGAGCGACUGCGUCUGAAUUCGACAGUCGCACUGGUUUCUGCCAAACGCAAACCUGCUGAAGGUACUGCAGUCUGAUUCCUCUGUCAUCUCUCAGUGCCAAACUCUGCUUGGUCGAAGUUGAUUCCGAACUAAAAUCCAGUAACGCUAAUACUCAGCUUUCCUGGGAACCGCAUAACCAAGUUAAUUGUGGUAGCAGAGCCCGCGGCGAUAAAGUCCGGAUGUUAAAACCGCCUAAUAGCCAAAUUGGACGCAAACGCGUCAUACAAUGAUCUGGAGAGAAGCGACGGCUCUAUGUGCUUGUACCCGUCGGCUCGAUGACAAGUCUUGCUACUUGCUAUAUAUCAUCCAUCAUGGAGGGGCAGGUUUGCGGACUCUCUUGUUAGCUGCCCUCUGAAGUGAUUUCUUGAUACCUGCCGUCGCUAUAUCUAGGUUUCGAUAGCCAAAUGGGUUCCGUUUAAAUACAGUUUAUUACUCGUAGCUAAUAGCCACGAUUACCAUAGCGAACUUUCCUUUGCCUCAUAACCUCAAUCAUAAACUAAAAUCUGCAUUAGAUUGCGGUCCCAAACCAUGUCGAAUGUCCCUGUUAUGAUAUCCAGUAAAUCAAAGUUGCUUCGACCACCGUUCACUUGUUGCCCUUGUUUCACCUUCGAUAACCCAUUGGACCAUUGACUUUUUGUUCGCAAGCCUAAAUUAUGAUCUCUUUGUCCACUCAUCCGUUAGGUGGUUUAAAAUGGCCGAGUCCCUUGUUUUACCUGCCCCGCACGACCAAAGUCUCAGCCCUUCACUACAGCAGCCCGUCUUGCGCUUCUGCAAACUUAGUGAGAAUGCUACCGCACCGACACGCGGCUCCGAACUGGCCGCCGGUUACGACUUAUACAGUGCCCAUGACUGCUUUGUCCCACCAAAAGGACGAGCUCUCGUAAAGACGGACAUUCAGGCAAGUGUGCCGUUCAUCGUAUAGCUGCGUGUAAUGCUUCCUGUUGGUUCAGUUUUAAUUUCAAUUAAUCUCCAUCUUAACUAUUAGAUUUCACUUCCGGAUGGAUGUUAUGGCCGUAUUGCUCCUCGCAGUGGCUUGGCUCUCAAGCAUGGUAUUGAUGUGGGUGCGGGGGUCGUUGACCAAGACUACCGCGGGAACAUUGGAGUCAUCCUCUUCAAUUUUGGUGACGAGGAAUUCCAGGUAGGCAAUGGUGCUUAGGCAUAGCCCUAUCAGUAAGAACAUGUAAAUUUUAGUUUUUUUGUGGAUAUUUUCUAUUACCGCCUAUAAUUCCAUCGUGUUCAGCCUCUAAGAUGACUCCUCUGUCGUUUCAACAGGUCAAGAAAGGGGAUCGUAUAGCUCAACUGGUCUGCGAGAAAAUCUUCCUCCCGAGGUUGGUAGAACAAAACCAACUGGACGAGACUGUUCGCGGAGCCAACGGCUACGGUUCGACAGGCCUGUAG